GGGAGGAGCUGAGAACUUGAGGCCGUGCUGUGUGCUGUCGGCUUUCACUCAGUGCGAGAAUGGAGUUGCGGAGUGAACUGUUGAAGUCUAUUUGGUACGCGUUCACGGCUCUAGACGUGGAGAAAAGUGGCAAAGUGUCUAAAUCGCAGCUAAAGGUCUUGUCGCAUAAUCUUUGUACAGUGUUGCACAUUCCACAUGACCCCGUGGCACUUGAAGAGCAUUUCAGAGAUGAUGAUGAUGGGCCUGUCUCCAGCCAGGGUUAUAUGCCAUAUCUCAAUAAAUACAUCCUAGAUAAGGUCGAGGAAGGUGCUUUCGUCAAAGAAACUUUUGAUGAGCUCUGCUGGACUUUAACUGCAAAGAAGAACUACAAACACGAUAAAAAUGGAAACUGCAUUAUUUCUGAACAUGAUGCGUUCAGGUUAUGGUGUCUCUUCAACUUUCUCUCAGAGGACAAAUACCCACUAGUGAUGGUUCCUGAUGAGGUGGAAUAUUUGCUGAAGAAAAUCUGCACAGAGAUGAAUGUGGAGUGGUGUGCGGGGGAGCUGGAUGACUUCUUUGCCCAAGAACCCUUGCAGCAGAAUGGAAUUACAGUCUGGGUGUUUCUGGACUGGGUAAAUUCUGGGAGGUUUACCAGAGGGAUUGAAAAGGAGACUGUCACAAUGGCAGUACAGGAGGUCUACCAAGAAAUUAUUGAGGAUGUACUUAAGCAGGGUUACUUAUGGAAGAAGGGCCAGUUGAGGCGCAACUGGACUGAGCGAUGGUUCAUCCUAAAGCCAAGUAUCCUCUGUUACUAUGUGAGUGAAGACCGGAAAGAAAAGAAAGGCAGUAUCGCUCUGGACAGGAACUGUUGUGUGGAGAUUUUAUCUGACCGAGAUGGGAAGAGAUGCAUGUUCUGCGUCAAGACACCAUCGAGAACUUAUGAGAUGAGUGCAUCAGACACAAAGCAGCGGCAGGAAUGGACGGCAGCCAUUCAGACAGCAAUCCGGUUACAGGCAGAGGGGAAGAAAUCUUUGCACAAGGAUUUGAAACAGAAAAGGCAUGAUCAGCGAGCACUUCGGGAGAAACAGAAAGCAGCAAAGGAGGAAGAACUUCAGAGACUCAAACAGCUCCAAGAGGAGAAGGAAAGAAAACUGCAGGAACUGGAACUACUUAAAGAGGCCCAACGUCAGGCAGAAACGCUUCUGAAGGAGGAAGAACAGCGAAGAAAGCAGCAGCAUGAGGAGAUGCAGAGGGCUUUGGAAAUACAACUUCGACAAGCUGAACAGGCUCGAGCCAGCAUGGAAGCAGAGAUGGUAUUGAAGGAGGCAGAGGCAGAUCGCCAGAAAAAACGGAUUCGUGAACUGGAGGAUAUGCAGAAACUCCUUGAGGAAGCUCUUCAUGCUGAGGUAACUGCCCGGCAAGAGGAGGAAGCAAAGAGAUACGCACAGACCAGAUUGUUGUCUGAGGAGGAAGACAAAAUGAAAGCACUGAUGCAGCUCAAGGAAGAGCAGGAGGAGCUAAUUAGAAAAACGCAGAGAGAAAAACAGGAGUUAAGGCAAGAAAUGGAAAACAAGUCCAAGAUUUUAGAGGAAGCACAAAAACAGCUGGAGGAAGUGCGGGUCAACAGACAGCGAGCAGACCAGGAUGUGGUGGCUGCACAGAAGAAAUUGCGACAAGCAAGCUCACAUGUUAAGCACUGGAAUGUUCAGAUGAACAGGCUAAUGCGUCCAAUUGGACCAGGAGAUAAGCGGCCUACGCCUCCCAUUGUGCCUACCUAUCGAGGAUCAAUAGGGGGACAGCAGGAGGCACGAGCAAAGUUAUCGGGAAAGACUGAGGAGAAAGGUAACGCAACCUCCGAUGAGUGUAGGAAAGAGAAUCUCCAUCGCUCACUGUCAAACUGUCCUUCUAACGCAAACUCAGUUGAGGAAAUGGAGACCUCAGCUUUAAAUGGACAAGUGAAAAGGAAUUCUGUGGAAAUUAGAAAACCGAUGCAACGGUCUUCCUCAGAGGAUCCAGAACCUGCUCCGACAGAGGAACUCAUCAGAUAGUUUGGAUGUCAACAGAGGUGAUUCAAAAUGUUUGACAUUCCAUCACUUCGUAUUGGACAAUAACAUCAGAUCACAAAGAGUGGUCCAAUAAAGUUCACGGUCACGAGUGCAAAGAGUAAAAGUUAGAUGUCAUCGACGAAGUCAGCCAUUUUAUUCAGCCUUUUCCAAAAGGAUGACUGAGGUUACUAAAGACAAAACAAUGUGAAAUUGCCUGAAACCAUCAGCUAUUGUUUGCAUGCAGCAGUACUUAAUGCAUCUUUAGAUCAAUAAUGGUGAAGGAGAACUUUAAAAUUGAAGUUUUAUCUUAUUUACGUUCUUAUACCAUAAUACGAUUUGUGGAUAUUAAGUUUUUAUGAACUUUUUAAUUGGCAAAAAAAGUUUGUUAAAAAAUGUCAUCUGUUUACUUUGAGUGCUGUCAGCCUCCUCACCAUAAACCGAACAAACUACACAAUCAGUUUCGUUUGUAGACAUUAGAAUUGAAAAGUUUGGGAGUUAUGCUAAACCUGUAACCAACUUUGGUUAGGCCAUACUUCAAAGACUGUGCAUGCUCCUGGUCACUGUAUUGUGAAAAAGGAUGUGGAGGCACUAGCUGCAAUGAAUGUGUAUAUCGAUCAAGAAAGCAUUAACAGGCAGGGCAUUUUUCCUCCAGUAAACGGAAUGCUGAGCGGAGACUGGUCUUUAAAAUGAUGAAAGGUUUUGCUAGAGUGGAUAUGGACAGAUUGUUUGCACUUGUGGGAAGGAGCAUAAUCGGAGGCCGUCAUUAUAAGAGAGUCACCAAGAAAUUCAAUAGGGAAUCCAGAGGAAUGAAUUUAUACAGAAUGUUGAGAAUGUGGAACUUGCUGCCUAAUAGUAUAGAUGCAUUUAGGGGGAGAUUAGACAAGCCUACGAGGGAGAAGGAAACGGAGGCCUAUGAUAAUUACUACUUCAAUUAAAAAUGAUGGCGACAGAAGAGGAAGGCCUGUCUGGCAUAUUAACACCGCAUGGACUGAUUGGAUUAAAUUGGAUGAGCUGUCUGGAAAUUGCUAAAAUUCAACCUAAAAGCCAAUGUCUGCAUUUAAAACAUGUCAAUGUUUUUCAAUUUGUUCUGUAAUGUUGAGGUACCUAUUAAUACUAUUAAUUGUUUUGAUUUGUUUUCAUUAGUACCAAAGCAGUGUUCGGAACAUAAAACCUUCCACACUGCUUCAAGAUUUUUGGUUUGAGAAGUCUAAAGCUGCAGUUAUCCAAACUUGCCAGUGUGUGUCAGCCAAAUGCAGGCAAGUUCUUAAAUUAAACAGUUUCAAUCCUUGGUAAACUUGUUUGGAUUUCUAGACUCACUGACAGACAUCUCUGAUAAAUGUGAAUACAAACAAUAUAUGUAUCAAAUGCUUCUUCAAUGGCAUUGUACAGCUUUAGAGUGACUCUAGUUUUUUACAGGGCAUUCAAGUGUGACGUGCAGGAUUUAAAGCGUGUCAUUUCUGCUAUAUGCUUUCAAAUGAACGUGCCCUUUAUUUUGGGCUACAGUCAGUAUUUCAUAUCGUCUCAACCUGCUUUUGAUUUAUGCUUUAAAUUUUGUAAAAUAUAUGCGUGAUUUUUAGUAAAUAUUUAGAAAAUUUGUUGGAAGUUUCUUUUGAAGUAAAUGAAUAGCUGAUACUAGCUAACUCCAGAAGUAUCUAUUUUAAAAGAUUACUGUUUGAUAUAACUGGAAUUUGUUAGCACAAGUGAUGUCUAUUUGUAUAGUUUGCUUAUUGACGAUUGCAGUUGCCUUACAAAAUAUGCAUAACCAAUGUGGUUGUUAUUAAACAUCUUAAUCCACAAUUCUUUUCAAUAUACUUUCCAUAUGUCAAGUUCUAAUUGAACAGCUGAUUAAGAUCAAAACAAUGUUUUAGUUAUAGCUUUUGCCAAGUUAAAUUAUAGACAAUUUUUUUUCAAUCCUCUAAAUGAUCCAGUAAUUCAGAAAACAC
This is a messenger RNA of Stegostoma tigrinum, 3967 nucleotides long. It is a transcript of the gene def6a, whose product is annotated as DEF6 guanine nucleotide exchange factor a. The transcript has 12 exons. Gene Ontology annotation, cellular component: cytoplasm; nucleus. The record is from RefSeq and is a predicted model, not a curated record. NCBI's taxonomy places the organism in Eukaryota, Metazoa, Chordata, Chondrichthyes, Orectolobiformes, Stegostomatidae. Bases 60 to 2027 code for a protein of 655 amino acids.